Pomacea canaliculata is the source of this 1287-nucleotide messenger RNA. RefSeq lists its product as uncharacterized. NCBI's taxonomy places the organism in Eukaryota, Metazoa, Mollusca, Gastropoda, Architaenioglossa, Ampullariidae. The transcript has 6 exons. The coding region runs from base 35 to 1252 and encodes 405 amino acids. The record is from RefSeq and is a predicted model, not a curated record.
GUUUGAGCGAACUCCCACAUUGACUACUUUUGAUAUGAGUCCCACAUCGACUCUCUCCCUGGUGACUUCCACUAGCUCGGAAAGUAGGAACAUUCCUCCAUCACCGACGCCAGAACCAACCAUCGUCCCAUCAUCUGUCUUCCCAACUCCCCUGCCGACAUCAUCGGCAACUCCCACUCCACCAAUAACAUCACAGCCCCCGCCAACAACCGCAGCCCCGGUGUCACAAAAGGAGGCAAUGAUGGUGGUGGCCUUGGAGGUGAAAACAACGGAAAACGUGAACAGCACAGAGUUCAAGGCCAAGAUACAGAAUGCUUUAACGCGCUGCUACCUGGAAGCAUUGCAGGUGAGAAGGAAGCGCUCGGCGGAGAUGUCGCAGCAGGACGACCUACACUCAGGUUCUGGAAGAUUCCAGCGUCAGGCAGGUUCACAAGCUACUGUAGAGGUAGUCGACGUGGUGAGGAAUAGCUCCGACCCUAAGGUCACUCAGGUCUCAUUCUACGUGACUGAGGACGGAAGCUACGUUCCUUCAUCUACGGCGACUACGGUGUUCAGCAAGUUCUCCCUCAGCUACAUCAGCGCCAUACUGGCCUACCCGGUGUUGUCGCCCAUCCGCGCCCUGAGUGCCGAUGUUGCUGCUCCUCAGCCCAGCACCUUCGACACCGACAACACCCGCCUCUUUGUGGUGGCAGUGGUGUUGCCCAGCCUCCUGCUGCUGAUGUUGCUGGCAGCAGUGGCUUUCAUCUUUCACCGUUACCGUAGUUCCAGGACCCCAGUCGUCUCCUCCGCUGAUGUCGUUCCCACCAAAUAUCAGCGUGGGGAAACUCUGGACGACUACAACCUACACGUGGAUGUGGAGAGAGGUGAAAUCGUGGACCGCACCCCUCGCCACACCCCUGAGCCUCCCUUCCUCCGCGAGUACAUCCCGUCCAAGUAUGGUAGACCCGUAGGUGUCUUCCACAAAACCGCCGACAAAGGCCUGCCCACCUCAAAGCAGCAGAUGAUUGACAUGUGGUUGAGAAGCGAAGGACCACGCCCUGUUGGGUCAAUGGAAUCCAUCGACAGCGUGGCCAAAUCGGACACAUUUUUGUACAGAAAGAAAUAUUACGGACCGGAGUUGUAUGCUCUGCAGAAAAAGAAAAUGCAGCAGUUGGACGCCCACCAGGAGUUUCCUUACAAUAACUAUUUCAAUGGUUUGGGGAGUACGCCAGAAUCCUAUACAGAGGACAAAGAAGAAACAGACUGCGAAUGAAGACAAGAAGAAGAAAAAGGAGCAGGAAGAUGCAG